AUCUAUCUUUCCGGAAUAAGAUGGCGGCAAGAAUUGCACUGAGGACUAGCUGUAGAGGAGCCGGGCGUUUGCUCUGUGUUCACCAGAUAAGACUGUAUAGUAACUUUUGUUUGCUAAAGCAAAAAUACAUUUCUGAGUUUGAGAAGACUUUAUGGAGGUAUCAACAACAGCAUCGAUCAUUUAGAACAACUGCUGCUUCACAUGGCCAGAUUGUUCAGUUCAAGCUCUCUGAUAUUGGAGAAGGGAUCACGGAAGUGACAGUGAAAGAGUGGUAUGUAAAAGAAGGUGAUGUUGUGUCGCAGUUUGAUAGCAUCUGUGAAGUACAAAGUGAUAAAGCCUCAGUCACAAUCACCAGCCGUUAUGAUGGCAUCAUUAGAAAACUCCAUUAUGGGUUAGAUGAAAUUGCCCAUGUGGGAAAACCCCUGGUGGAUAUAGAAACGGCUACUUCAAAAGCUGUAACUCCUGAAGAAGAUGUGGUUGAAACGCCUGCUGUGUCACGUGAAGAGCAGAUCCACCAGCAGAUCAAAGGCCAUAAGACCUUAGUAACCCCUGCUGUUCGCCGCCUUGCUAUGGAAAACAAUAUUAAGCUGAGUGAAGUUGUCGGAACAGGGAAAGAUAACCGUAUUCUCAAAGAAGACAUUCUUAACUACUUAGCCAAGCAGACUGGAGCGAUUUUACCUCUGUCCCCAAAGCCUGAGAUCAUCUCACCUUCAUCAAAAACAGAUCAUGCUGCAGACAUGUCAAGGGAGAAGGCCGCACGAACUCUAAUUCCUCUUUCUAAACCUAUAAUUUCAAGGAAAGAUGAGACAGUGGCCUUAUCUGGAUUUCAGAAGGCAAUGGUGAAAACUAUGGUUGCUGCUUUAAAAAUUCCUCAUUUCGGUUAUUGUGAUGAGGUUGACCUCACUCAGCUUAUCCAGCUGAGAGAAAAGUUGAAACCUUUAGCACAAGAACGGGGAAUUAACCUCACUUUUAUGCCUUUCUUUUUAAAGGCUGCUUCUCUAGCCUUAUUACAUUACCCCAUUCUUAAUGCUUCCGUGGAUGAAAACUGCCAAAACAUCACAUACAAGGUGUCUCACAAUAUUGGAAUUGCCAUGGACACUGGACAAGGCUUGCUUGUCCCUAAUGUGAAAAACAUCCAGGCUUGCAGUGUGUUUGAGGUUGCUUCAGAAUUAAAUCGUCUACAAAAGUUGGGCUCAGCUAACCAGUUGGGAACAAAUGACCUCACAGGGGGAACAUUCACACUUUCCAACAUCGGCACAAUUGGUGGCACUUAUGCAAAACCAGUGAUCCUACCUCCUGAAGUAGCUAUUGGCGCUCUUGGAAAAAUACAGGCCCUUCCUCGAUUUAACAGUAAAGGUGAGGUGUUUAAGGCACAAAUAAUGAAUGUGAGCUGGUCAGCUGAUCACAGAAUCAUUGAUGGUGCAACCAUGUCUCGUUUUUCUAACUUGUGGAAAUCCUACUUGGAGAAUCCUGCUUCCAUGCUGAUGGAUCUUAAGUAAAGAAGACUGGAUGGCUUACUUUAAUUCUGAAACUGCAAUCAGGCUAGUUAAGCUAGCAAGUGCCAUUAAAACUGACUUCAUACUUCAGAACUGCAUUGUGUUUGUUAGAUCUUUCAGAUCUCUGCUCUGUAUCUUGAUUAUCUGUUACAUUUUUGUCUAGUUGAAUUGCUUAGUGGUAAAUUACUUGGGUAGAGGCUGUAAUAGGUCAUAGUAUGACUCAUGACAAGGUGGCAGAAACUUAUAGUGACAAAACAUGCUAUAUUCUACUGUUACGGUAUUAUCAGAUGGAAGCUGCUAAUAAUACUUGUGGGAUUCUUAUCUGAAACUGCUUACACUGUUCACAAAAUAAAUUAUGAGCUGAUUAGAAAUGAGAGUACCUGGAUGAAAACAUUAACAGAAUGUUAACUAUUCCUUAUGCAAUUAAUGCACUACAGAUAACGUUCAAAUAAAAUGCUUUUAAUGCUUAUUUUAUUAAAGAUAGAGAGGUUCCCUUUCUUGGCAUAUGGUGCUAACUGUUCUCUUUUUAAAAUAUCCUUUCUGCCUUAAGUUUUGUAGCAGACAUUCUUCAUUACUGAAAUGAAUAUGUACUGUACAUACAGUGAGAAUGACAAGCCCAGCACCACGGAUGUGUGUUUUUCAAAUGUGGGGGUGGCUUUUACUGCAUACAAAUAACACUGGGCAUACACAAGAUCCAGGCAUGCAUUAAGCAUUUCUGUAAUGUACGAAGUUGCUCUCAGUUAAUGUGGAGAUCUUUGAAAUAUCUAACAGCAGUUUGUAAACCAGUGUUUUUCAAACUUGGCAACUUUAAGAAGUGUGGACUUCAAUUCCCAGCUGGCUGGGGAAUUCUGGGAGUUGAACUCCACACAUCUUAAAGUUGCCAAGCUUGAAAAACACUAUUGUAAACCCAUCAGUCUCAUAGACAAAGUUUUGCUAUGGAGCCAUAAAUGAAUAGCUUUUUAGCUAUAAAACAGAUGCUUUAAAGAAGGUACAAUAUUUCUGAAGUAUAUCAAGAGAUUAUUUAGAUUUAGACAACUCCUAGCCCUGGGUCCUGCAAUGUAAUGGGCAAGUCUUCCAUAUGCAGUGUAUGUAUGACAGGGUUUACUAAGAAAUAGUUUGCACAGUGUUUUGUAUUGUCCCUAUGACUAUUUGUGGACUAAUGUAAUUUGGAAGCAAUUGCAGAAAAUAGGUAGCAUUGAUUCCUGUGGUCAAGGUGGUACUCCUUCAGUUAGCACAGUGAUGAAAAUGGUUAAUAGCCAGUUCAUGUGCUGUGUAUAUUUGAAUAAGUAAGUGGGGAUAAUUAGAGCAAGAAAGGAAACCAUGAGAUGGAGGCAAAAGGAUACAGUGCAUUACAUUCAAUAGCAGGGAGGUGCUCUGCAUUUAAGUAAACACUUUGUUUCCCUCAGAAAUUCCAUGAUACACAAUGGGUUCAACCUGUCUUAGUUUUCAGUAGCCCCAUUUGGAUUUACGCUCCUUUAUUUCUCUGCAAGCUGACGUGUAGAUAAGUUUUAUACAGUAUGCAGACUGACCUCAGUUAUGAGGAGGAAGGGAACCAAUUUCCGAUAGAUAAUUAAGAUGCAAGUGCACAACCGUGAAAUAGGAUUAAAAUCUGUACACUCUAAAAGUGGGUCUGAUUAUUGGAGACCAUAAAUGAGAGAUCACCACAUGCUUUUAACAAAAUAUUAGAAGUUUCAAAAUGGAAGUUUGCGGAGAGUGUCAGUUUAAAGAAACCUAUUGUAAGUGUGUAAAUAUAUACAUAUAUAUGUUUGUUUAAAGUCCUUGUAAUAUAUAAUCUGUGAAAAGGGAAAAUAUCUAGAUCUGGACUUUUCUGUAUUCAUUAUUUUGAGGAACAAGCAGAAGAAAUGUAAAACUGAUACUCAAAUCUCCUGUAGAUCCCUGAGGAAUUUUAUAUAGCACAUACACACCCAUAUACAUUUAAUAUUUCUUUGUUGUUUUUUGUUUAAUAAAUCAUAUUUUAAUAAAUCCCACUUUUUUACAA
Messenger RNA from Candoia aspera, 3495 nucleotides. RefSeq names its product dihydrolipoamide branched chain transacylase E2 (gene DBT). The transcript has 11 exons. Gene Ontology annotation, cellular component: mitochondrion; cytoplasm. The record is from RefSeq and is a predicted model, not a curated record. Bases 21 to 1499 code for a protein of 492 amino acids. Gene Ontology annotation, molecular function: lipoic acid binding; acetyltransferase activity. NCBI's taxonomy places the organism in Eukaryota, Metazoa, Chordata, Lepidosauria, Squamata, Candoiidae.